Molecule: messenger RNA, 1147 nt
Organism: Bemisia tabaci
Lineage: Eukaryota; Metazoa; Arthropoda; Insecta; Hemiptera; Aleyrodidae
Source: RefSeq, a predicted model, not a curated record
UUAGCUUCCAUCGCGCUACUCGUGACCGGUCACGAUUGCCUACGGUCCGGGUGCCGUGGACGACCCUUUCGGCUAAUCUUUUUAGAAGACUCACAUUCAACUUUCAAAGACAUCGCAAUCAAUCGAUCAUUAUGGGUGAGUCCAGAAUUUCCGAUCGAGUAACAUUUUGGGACCAGUACGACUCCUUUUUGAAAGGAUUCCAAGGCCUAGCACCAGGGUUGGACGAUUUCGAUUGUGCUGGAGAUUAUGAACUAUUGGCAGAGUAUCAGAACUUUAAACCAUCGAGAAUUUUGGAAUUGCUAGUUUUAUUGGCUUCAGAAAAGAACAUCUCACCCGCACUGUUUCAUAAGGAGAUGCGAAUGAUUCUCACUCAUGAAUUUUCGAACAAUUCCACAAGCGAGAGAGAAAAAAUUAGGAUAGGAGAACUAAAGAAUAAAUAUGAGGUAAAAAAAACUGGUACCGAUUCGGACUCUAUAACUGUCUCUCGCUUGGGUUUCAUGUUUCCCCAUUACUCACUGCCAGCCAAAAUGGGACUAAGUAAGGAAGUAGAUUAUCGUUAUUAUUUUAAUAAUGGGUACGUUCAGUUCAAAUAUCCCAAACUAUUAAAUUUCCAUGAGUUUGGCAGUGUGAUACCAUCUGGACAUAUCUUGAAGGCUAGUGUUUGGAAAGCGAUAAUCACUGCACGUUUGUAUUUUGCAGGAGAUAAUCUACAAUCAUCGAUUUCUUUCCGUACUCAUCAAAUUUUGCUAAGAAAACGAAUUGGAAGCAGCUUAUUAUCGGAUGAGCGCAGGAUAAAUCUUUUACAGAUGUAUGGAGUUGUAACGACCCAAAAAGAGUUGACGUCUAAUAUGGCUGACGCACUUAAAUGUAUAAAGAUCGAAAACAAUCACAUAAUAGAGGACAUUGAGUGGGAUUUAAUUGGUUAAUUAGCUUAAGUAUAAGCUUAAGUAUAGGUGUGUGUGUAAUUGUUGGCUUUAACUUAACUUAGGAACUUAAAAGAAUCGUCUUUAUUUUUUUUCCCAGUAAUUACAAAGAUCGAAAUUUUUUUCGGUGUAAGUUGCUUUUAAAUGUGUGCAAAAAUUAAUUGAAGGACUGUUUAAAAUUAAUACAAUAAAUGACCUGAUUUGGAUACAAAAUUGAAAUUCCA